Messenger RNA from Hevea brasiliensis (rubber tree), 1994 nucleotides. Its product is annotated as autophagy-related protein 13b. The record is from RefSeq and is a predicted model, not a curated record. Gene Ontology annotation, cellular component: phagophore assembly site; extrinsic component of membrane; cytosol. The transcript has 3 exons. Bases 415 to 1971 code for a protein of 518 amino acids. NCBI's taxonomy places the organism in Eukaryota, Viridiplantae, Streptophyta, Magnoliopsida, Malpighiales, Euphorbiaceae. Gene Ontology annotation, biological process: mitophagy; protein localization to phagophore assembly site; autophagosome assembly.
UAUUGUAGUACAAAGAGCUCUCUCUGGGUAAGCCAAUCAAAACACAAAAGGGUUUCUGUUUUCAGAACUUUUUGAUCCUCUUCAACGAUGUAUCUCUUAACUUAUUUACCUUCUGGACAUCAAUGCAAGUUUUCUUAUUCUCUGUUGGUCAGCUUAAUUCUCAUGUGUUUUUCAUGUUUUCCUUGUUAGCAAUUCAAUUACUUGUGAUCGUUUUAUUUUCGUGCUGCUCAGUUUGUUUUCUGUUAAAAUUAUUGGUUCUGGGUCUUGUAUUAUCGUCAUUAUGAUCAGCUUUGGAUUGAGCCUUUGAAUAUGCAUCUCCUGUUUGCUUGCUGUGAAAUGCUAUCAAGUCGGGUUAUAAGGGUCUAAUUUCAAUUUCUUUCGCAGGGUUUGUGCUUUUGUAGUUCAUUUUCUAAUAUGGCAUCAUCUCAUAGUAAUACUCACACUGAAGGUGCCAAAAUGGAACAAAUUAUCACUGAAUUUUUUGCUAAAAGUCUCCACAUAAUACUGGAGUCGAGGUCUCCUUAUAUGUCAUCUCGUAAUUACAGUGGUGAGCAAGCUAUAUGGUCUCCAUCUUCCUCUUCAUCCUCCUCUUCUGGUGUAAGGCCAAGAGAUAAAUGGUUCAAUUUGGCACUUAAGGAAUGCCCAGCUGCUCUUGAGAAUCCUGAUAUCUGGCGCCAGAGCAAUCUAGAACCAAUGGUUAUUGAUGUGAUUUUGGUGCAGAGACCACUUGUUUGGGACCCUGUAAAUUGUUCCCCAAAAAAGGAUUUUGGUAGGAAUAUUUCCUCGAAGGAGCGGUGUCCUUUUAGUUGGAAUUCUGAUCAGGAAGAAUUAGGAUGUGAGGCUAAGACUGAAAAAAUUAUAGAGAGGUGGAUAGUGCAAUAUGAGAGUAGGAGGUUAAGGGAUAACUGUUCGGGCAGUAGAAGAUCAAGCAAUACUUUGCAUAUGAUGUAUAAGAAAUCAGUAUUACUUUUGAGGUCUUUGUAUGCAACUGUUAGGCUUCUACCUGCAUAUAAGAUUUUCCGUGACCUCAAUUCGUCUGGACAGAUUCGCACAUUCACCCUUACUCAUAGGGUUUCUUCUUUUUUUGAGCCCUUCACUCGCAGGGAAGAGGCUGAAAUGCUGCUAUUUGGGUUCACUCCGGUGGAUACUUCCUGUGGUCGGCUUUGCCUUUCAGUGGUUUAUCGUUCAUCACUCUCUGAUAUAAGCUUGGAAUCAUCAACCCCAAUGUCUACCCAAUUUAUCCCUGAUUAUGUUGGGAGCCCAUUGGCGGACCCACUGAAAAGGUUCCCCUCUCUUCCUGUGCCACAUGGUUCUCCAUCAUCCUUGCCAUUCUCAAGACGACAUAGUUGGAGUUAUGACAUCUACAAAGCUUCUUCACCUUCAUUUUCUUUCUCACCAUCUCCUACUCAUUCAGAAUCACAUGCAUCGAUUUCUAAUCCAAGUUCCCGUCGCUUGCCACCUAUGAGCUUGCCUCCUCAUCCACCUGAAACAUCUUCAAUUCAUAAGAAGAAUACCAGCUUUGAUGAGUAUUAUCCUUCCCCUAACUUUACACCCUCCCCAUCGCCAUCACCACCAAUCUAUAUUCCUGGGAAUCAUCUUUCUAAGUCUCUUUUACGGUCUGAAAGUGCACCAGUUAGCAUUCCUUUAGCCAAACUUGCUAGUUCCCCUGUGUUGUCAAACAGGCAAAAUUUGCCUCCAUCUCCUCCCCUUAAAGGUACCAGAUAUGGCAAUCCUAGGACUGAUACAAGCACAGGUUUUGUUCAGAUUGGUGCAUCAGAUGAGAAGUUGUUCUCUCUUGGGAAAGAUGACAUUAGAAAGUAUUCGGGGAUGAAGAUAUCAUCCAACAGCUCUCCACGGAUUUCAUUUUCCAGAAGUUCCAGCAGGUCUUUUCAGGAUGAUUUUGAUGAUCCGGACUUUCCUUGCCCAUUUGAUGUGGAGGAUGAUGAUAUGACAGAUCCAGGUAGCAGGUAAUUGGUUAAGUAGUUUUUGCUAUA